CAGUGCGGAGGAAGCAUGGAGGUGUUACCCUGUUCUCGCGUGGCACAUAUUGAACGCACAAAGAAACCCUACAACAACGACAUUGAUUACUAUGCAAAGCGCAAUGCCCUGCGUGCCGCUGAGGUCUGGAUGGAUGACUUCAAGUCACAUGUUUACAUGGCGUGGAACAUCCCCAUGGCGAACCCUGGAGUUGACUUUGGAGAUGUUUCUGAAAGAAUAGCUCUACGACAGCGACUGCAGUGCCGGAGUUUUAAGUGGUACUUGGAGAAUGUCUAUCCUGAAAUGAGGGUUUAUAAUAAUACAGUCACUUAUGGAGAGGUGCGUAACAGCAAAGCUAGUGGCUACUGCUUAGAUCAGGGAGCUGAAGAGGAUGACAAAGCAAUCCUUUAUCCAUGCCAUGGAAUGUCCUCUCAGCUUGUCCGCUACAGCUCUGAAGGUGUCCUGCAGCUGGGGCCGCUGGGCUCCACCGCCUUUCUGCCUGACUCCAAAUGCCUCAUUGAUGACGGGAAGGGCAGGACACCGACUCUGAAGAAGUGUGAAGAUGUCCUGAGGCCAGCACAGAGGUUCUGGGAUUUCACACAGAAUGGUCCAAUCAUCAGCAGAGACACUGGCCGUUGUCUAGAAGUUGAAAUGUCAAAGGAUGCAAAUUUUGGCCUCAGAUUAGUUGUACAAAGGUGCUCGGGGCAAAAAUGGAUGAUUAGAAACUGGAUAAAACAUGGCCGACAUUGACUGCUGGGGCUGAGAAGCUGCCUCUCCUGCCGUUGUCCAUUGCUCAAUGUGCCAUAUCUUGCAAGGCAUUUGUCUUAAAGAAAAUUAGUCUGACCAGGACUUGGCUCUCAAGAGUCCUCCAUAGUUGGGCAUUCAAAGGAAAAAA
Antrostomus carolinensis (chuck-will's-widow) is the source of this 874-nucleotide messenger RNA. RefSeq names its product polypeptide N-acetylgalactosaminyltransferase 9. The record is from RefSeq and is a predicted model, not a curated record. The coding region runs from base 16 to 729 and encodes 237 amino acids. Gene Ontology annotation, molecular function: polypeptide N-acetylgalactosaminyltransferase activity. Gene Ontology annotation, cellular component: Golgi apparatus. Gene Ontology annotation, biological process: protein O-linked glycosylation. Lineage: Eukaryota; Metazoa; Chordata; Aves; Caprimulgiformes; Caprimulgidae. The transcript has 5 exons.